Molecule: messenger RNA, 2060 nt
Organism: Xenopus laevis (African clawed frog)
Lineage: Eukaryota; Metazoa; Chordata; Amphibia; Anura; Pipidae
Gene: kcnip2.L
Product: Kv channel-interacting protein 2
Exons: 9
Coding region: 891-1649 (252 amino acids)
Biological process (GO): regulation of potassium ion transmembrane transport
Cellular component (GO): plasma membrane; voltage-gated potassium channel complex
Molecular function (GO): calcium ion binding; potassium channel regulator activity
Source: RefSeq, a predicted model, not a curated record
ACAGCCCUGCAUUUUUAUUUGAAAAGGAGCUGAAGCACAAGUCACAAUAAUACGAGAGCCGGAGCACAACGAUUCUAGCAUGUCGAGUGACAGAGUGAAAGGGAAUCAAAUCUACAGGCUUUUGUUCUUCAUUCAGCUGUGUGUUUAGAAAGUGAUCCCACAGUCAAGGAGUUUCCCAUUGUAAUCCCAGCUAACGACACACACUACAAGAGGAAGACAAUGGCAAACUGAAAGGGGAGAAUACGGCAAACUUAUUCCAAGACGAGAGAAUGGAAUAAAGCCUAGGAAGACACAAGAAGAACUCCUGGAAGCAUAGAGGAUCUGCGCUACUCUGCCUAUACAAUAUUUUAAUCACAUGGAGAGAAAUAAGAGGUAGGAGAUUGACAGAGAGAGGGGGGGAGAGGAGAGACAGGGAGAAGGGGUAUGCACUGGAGAUUAGCAGCAGGAGGUGAAAGCAGGUUUCUGGCACGGAAAAUUAAUAAUAAGGCAUGAGAGGACUCUGUAAACCCCUUCUCCUGCUUCUCUCCGCCUCCAGAACUGGACCACAUCACAUCGUGGAGUUAAAAAAAAAAGAGAGAGGAGGAGAAUCAUUCACGCAAAAAAAGACAAAACAAACACACAGCCCCAGUGAGGGUUUCACAGAAUCAAAGCACUGCUCCGCUGAAAGGGAAAUAGGCAACAGCCUAGGAGUCUGAAGAAGGAUAUUUGCUAACACCGCUUCUAUCCUGGCUCUGGGAAAUUUACAGAAGAGUGGGAAAUUGUUGGACAGAAGAAGAUAUUUUUGGCUGCCUUUUUCUUUCUUGGGUUUGGAGCAUCCUUGGAUUUGUAAGGGGUUGGGAGGAGGAAGGAGGUCAGUUUUUACUUCUCUGUACAUACACCUCUGCCUCAAAAUGAGGGGUAAAGGUAGGAAGCAAAACCUUUCAGAUUCCAGAGAUCUUGAUGGGUCUUACGAUCAACUCACAGGCAACCUGCCCAGCCAAAAUAAAAAAGCUUUUAAACAGCGAAUCCUCAAACUAUUGCCUUGCUGUGGUCCCAAUUCCACCCCCUCAGUCAGUGAAAACAGCAUAGAAGAUGAGUUUGAACUGUCGACAGUUUGUCACCGUCCUGAGGGACUGGAACAGCUACAAGAACAAACCAAAUUCACCAAAAAAGAACUUCAGGUUCUAUAUCGAGGCUUUAAAAAUGAAUGUCCAAGCGGAAUUGUUAAUGAAGACAAUUUCAAACAGAUUUACUCACAGUUUUUCCCACAAGGGGAUUCCAGCAUGUACGCUCAUUUUCUCUUCAACGCUUUCGACACUGACCACGACGGAUCUGUCAGCUUUGAGGAUUUUGUAGCAGGGUUAUCGGUGAUCUUAAGGGGAAGUAUAGAUGACAAACUCAACUGGGCCUUUAAUCUGUACGACUUAAACAAAGAUGGCUGCAUCACUAAAGAGGAGAUGUUGGACAUUAUGAAGUCUAUUUAUGAUAUGAUGGGAAAGUACACAUACCCAAAUAUGCAAGAAGAAGCACCAAGAGAACAUGUGGAAAACUUCUUUCAGAAAAUGGACAGAAAUAAAGAUGGAGUGGUUACAAUCGAAGAGUUCAUUGAAUCUUGCCAGAAGGACGAAAAUAUCAUGAGGUCCAUGCAGCUGUUCGACAAUGUCAUUUAGCAACGCUACUAACCUAGAAGAUGUUUUGAAAAAUCUCAGUUGUUUCCGAUAGACUUCUGGCUGCACAAAAUACAGAAUAGUCUGCUCAAUGCAAACUCAAAUGCAAAUAUAAUCCCUCUCUCUGAUUUCCUGGCUGUUCUACUAUAUAUAUUUGUGUAUAUAUAUAGAAAAGUAUUACGAAGCAGAUCCCUCACUGGAAGAUUCCAAAGCUGCCGCCUGGGGACAAUAGAAAACUGGCACCUACUGAAUCCGACCUGUAGAGAGACAUUCUUUUUACAUUUGGCACAAACCGCAAUGUAGCUUAUUUUAAAGAAAAGAAAUGACGUUGAGCGAUUACUUGAGAUGGCAGGGAAACGCCUCAGCAUUCCAUAGUGUGAAAAUUCCAAAAAUAAAACCCAGGGAUUAUUUUUA